This is a messenger RNA of Parnassius mnemosyne (clouded apollo), 984 nucleotides long. The record is from the annotation of a GenBank genome assembly. NCBI's taxonomy places the organism in Eukaryota, Metazoa, Arthropoda, Insecta, Lepidoptera, Papilionidae.
AUGAUGGCUUACAAAUGUUUUUUGCCCGUUUUGUUAAUCGUGCCGUAUGUUAUACAUUGCACAUCGGCCGCUGUUCACAGUCACAAUAUUGAAACAGCGGAGCGCGAAUCGGAUGGGAGUUAUCGCGCUAGAGAUUUCGAUCACUACAGCGACGCCGGUCACAAUUUGGAGUUCGACCAUGAAGCGAUCUUAGGUAGCGUGAAGGAGGCCGAGGAAUAUGACAAACUUAGCCCGGAGGAGUCUAAGCGCCGGCUGGGACUCUUGCUGCCAAAGAUGGAUCUCAAUGGGGACCAGUUCAUCGACCGUAAGGAGCUUAAGAAAUGGAUCUUGAACUCCUUUAUAAAGUUGUCUCGCGAGGAAUCUGAAGAGCGCAUGUCCGAGGCGGAUGAGAAUCGCGAUGGCUCAGUUUCAUGGGCCGAGUACCUGCAGGACACGUUUGGUGUCGACCAGGAGGCAGACGUCGGUCCAGAAGACACCGGCGAUACGGGAUUGUUACUUCACAUUGAGAAGGUGAUGUGGUCGCUGGCUGACAAAAAUGGUGACAGCGAUCUCAAUGUCGAGGAGUUCGAGGUGUUUUCGAAUCCCGAGGAGCACGAGAUAAUGCAGCCGUUCCUCGUGAACCAGACGAUACAUGAGCGCGACCGCAACGGAGACGGCGUUGUGGACUUCAGCGAGUACAUCGGAGACAGGGGAUCUCAGCAUGACAAAGAGUGGCUGCUCUCGGAGAAGGACAAGUUUGAGCACGAACUGGACCUCAACCAGGACGGCGUGCUCGACGCAGACGAGGUGCGGCGCUGGAUUAUACCUGACAAUGAUGAAAUAGCCGAGGAGGAAGUUGACCAUUUGUUCGCGUCGGCGGAUGACGACCACGACGACCUGCUGUCGUUCCACGAGAUCCUCACCCACCACCACGUGUUCGUGGGCAGCGAGGCCACCGACUACGGGAACGACUUGCUCGGCGAACGCUUCGACGACGAACUUUAA